Messenger RNA from Lotus japonicus, 1440 nucleotides. RefSeq lists its product as uncharacterized. NCBI's taxonomy places the organism in Eukaryota, Viridiplantae, Streptophyta, Magnoliopsida, Fabales, Fabaceae. The transcript has 10 exons. The record is from RefSeq and is a predicted model, not a curated record. Bases 1 to 1440 code for a protein of 479 amino acids.
AUGACUCAGUCUGCUCUGUUAGAGUUUCAUAACAGUCGUGAAAUUUCAAAGAAGGACUAUCAAUGGAAGCUUAACGCUCGAGUCAUAUCAUUGUGGAAUGUUCCUGAACAUAUGUUGCCUUUAUCUUCUUCAUCAAUGGACUUGGUUCUCAUUGACAGAGAGGGAAUGAAAUUUGAAGCUUCUAUUUGCAAGUCUCACCCUAUUCUUCCUAAGAUUGUGGAAGGUUGUGUGUACCAGAUAUCUUUUUUUAGGAUCAUUGACAACAUUGGCCCUAAACGUUUCACAAGCACUAAGUACAGGCUCUUUUUCCAUGCAUGCACCAAAAUUUAUCCUGUUGUUAAUCAUAAGAUUCCUAAGAAUGGUUGGGAUUUUUUCCACAUGGAUCAUAUCAAGUACUAUGGGAAUACAUUUGGAUACUUAGCAGAUGUUGUUGGUAUUUUGAGUGCUGCUUCUUCUGAAAAACUUCUUAUUAAGGAUAGUAGGAUAUAUAAGUCUAUGGACAAAAGUGGCAUGAACAAAUGUUUCUUGGUUGGUGAUAUUGUUGACACUAUUUCUGAGUAUCUAUGUUCCAAUUGGGUUACCAGACCUGUUGUUGCACUUCUCUUUGUUGAAGUCAGGAAGAAUAAUGGUGUCACCCAAGUACAUGUUGUUCCUUAUGUAACUAAGAUCCUAAUCAAUCCCAAGUUUGAGGAAGAUUCGGUGCUUGCUGAUCGAUUCGAUGGGAUGAACUCCAAUUUACAUGUUGACUUUAUCUCAAGUACUGAUAAGAAAGUGGAUAUUCAUGCUGAGUUGCUUGAGUUGCAUCCCAAGAAAACUAUCCCUGAACUUCUCUUAACUAAACAGAAGGGUAUAUUUGUUGUUCAUGCUGGCAUUGUCAGUAUGCUGAAAGAUAGUGCAUUUUUCUAUCCAUCAUGUCGCUGUUUUACUGAACUUGAACGUGGUGAUGAUGUUUAUAGAUGUAAUCGUUGCUUCCGUGUAAUUGAAAAAUUUAUACACAGAUACUCCUUCAAACUGGAAGUAUAUGAUGGUGUUGAUAGUUGUGUCUUUCUACUCAAAGAUCAUGAGGCAGUGCAACUUAUUGGAAUAUCAUGUGAAGAGCUGAUGAAUUCAAAGGAGAACCCACUAGAUCGUGAGUAUCCUGCUGAACUUGAGGAUAAGAUAGUAGGGAAGGAGUUAUUGUUUAAAAUUCGUGCUGGUUUUGGCAUCACAUACAAUUGUCAAGAAAUCUAUGAGGCCAAGUUUGCUCCCCCAUUCACACAAUUACAAGAUGUUCAUGACAGUACAAAGGUUGAAGAAAAGCAUGUUGCCAAGCACAAGUAUACAUCUUCUGUUGCUGCCAGGUUUAAUAUGGGAAUGAAUUCAUAUGUUGUUGUUGGUCAGAGUUCCUCCACUACUGUUAUUCAUUCCUCUUUGAAGAGGAAGCUUGAGGCAGAAUUUUGA